Esox lucius (northern pike) is the source of this 1433-nucleotide messenger RNA. RefSeq lists its product as uncharacterized. The transcript has 2 exons. NCBI's taxonomy places the organism in Eukaryota, Metazoa, Chordata, Actinopteri, Esociformes, Esocidae. The record is from RefSeq and is a predicted model, not a curated record. The coding region runs from base 12 to 1421 and encodes 469 amino acids.
GAUAAGAGAAAAUGCCUCUUCUGGAAUCGACUUGCUGUACUAACUGCCACAAACUUUUACAAAGGAUUGCAGUUCUUGAAACAAAGUUAUUUGUGGGAUCACCAAGCCAGACGGAACACACAACAGAGCUCCAUCGUGGACACCCUCAGCACACAGCCGGUGAGUCCCAUGAAUCUAAUGCUCCUCAACAGACCAUACUGAGUGUAGAGAAACAAGCCGAUCGACUUACACAUCGAUGGCAUAAACAGGGAGCGAAACCUAAAGGCAUUCGAGACAUCAGACUGUCACGAGUAUCACACAUUGCCGCAGUAGCAUCCUCUACCCCAAAUACGGCUCUGACAAGGAUUGCAAACACUGGUCUCCUAUCACCGCCUAUACAUCUUGAGAACAGAUUUGAUGUAUUAUUGAAUGAGGAAUCCCCAAACUUGAAGAAUGUGUUUGAACAUAGACUGAAUCAGCCAGUAGCUAACUCUAAAGCUAACAGGCGCUCAAGGUUGAGCAGACAGCGGCAUUCAGCUCAGAGCACAGCUGAGCCCAGGACUCUGAUAGUGGGUGACUCCAUAAUCAAAAACAUUAGUAGCAGGGAUACAACUACAUGCUGCCUUCCACAAGCAACAACUUCUGAUGUAAACAGGGAACUUCAGAACAUUCUGAUGAAACAUAAGACUGCAAAUAGACUCGUCAUUCAUGUGGGGAAAAAUGACAUUCAUAAAGAGCAGUCAGAAUUCCUAAAGAAGGACUUCAAUGAACUUUUUGAAACACUUAAAAGACUGACAGUUCAAACUUUCAUCAGUGGACCACUCCCAGCAAGAGGAACAAACAGGUUUUCACGCUUGCUUGGACUUAAUACAUGGCUGCAAAAAACCUGCAAUAUAAAAGGAGUGAACUUCAUUGACAACUUCAAUCUUUUCUGGAGUCAGAGGCAACUGUUUAAACAAAAUGGUCACCAGCCAAACAAACUGGGGUCAAGAGUGCUUAAGGACAAUAUCUACUUCUUCCUCCGUCAUCCUUCUGCCAAUCCACACAACCAGAAUGGCACAUACACAUCUGGACACACUAUGAAUGACCACAGGACUUCACUUCAGCACCUAAAUGGACAUGCGGUGAACGGAUUAUACAAGGACAAUGAUAACACCACUCAGCCACAACAACCCUUGCUCAUGGACACAAUCUCAGCUGAGCCCUGCCCACCAAGCAUCUCCUCAUCUAUGCUUCCCAGAGAAAAUGGAGAAACUGGUGUGUGCUGGAACCAUAUUAUCCCACUCUUUUGCAAGCCCCCAGAUACCGGUCAAAAAACGGCUGGCUCCACAACCACCAAAGCCGGCGGACCCAGCUCCCCCUCCUCCUGUGAGAUAUCUUCGAUCACAACGCCAGGGCCCACACCCUCUUCCUUCUGUUCGAGGUGUACCAAAAACAACUGAUACCAGCUCUCA